Messenger RNA from Pomacea canaliculata, 2260 nucleotides. Its product is annotated as matrix metalloproteinase-19-like. Gene Ontology annotation, cellular component: extracellular matrix. Bases 284 to 1795 code for a protein of 503 amino acids. Gene Ontology annotation, biological process: extracellular matrix organization; collagen catabolic process; proteolysis. Lineage: Eukaryota; Metazoa; Mollusca; Gastropoda; Architaenioglossa; Ampullariidae. The record is from RefSeq and is a predicted model, not a curated record. The transcript is spliced from 10 exons. Gene Ontology annotation, molecular function: zinc ion binding; metalloendopeptidase activity.
AAGUCAGUGGUGUGACCAGGAACCCGACGAUCAGCACAUCUACAGUCCUCUCCAUUGCGGCAACGAGAACUGAAACGUUUUCUCUUCUCAGUUUGCUGCUUCAGUAAUUGCUAUUUCAUUUCUGCUAGCAAUUAACUUUGGAUAAACCAAAUUAUCAUCCAAGUUUCAUCGGUGGUAGCAUCGAAAUAAAAACAGAGCGAGGGUAUCUUGUGAAAAGUGACAGCAGUGGUGACAUUUUCUCAACCUGCUGUGUUGUUCUCGUCAAAAAAGACAAAGGACAGGCAUGAGGACGGAAGCCUCUCUCCUAGCUCUAGUUCUUCUAGUGUCUUCGGCACUAGGACAGAACUUAGAAAAGAUAAAGAAGGCCACAUCAAAUAAUGCCAACAAGAAAAACUUCGAUGCCAUUAAUGUUUUAGAAAAGUAUGGCUACCUGGAUGACCCAAAGAGCGACGAGUCACACAGCGAAAAUUCGAUUCAAGAGGGCAUCAAAGAGUACCAACGUUUUAACGGGCUGCCCCUGACUGGCAUCCUGGACGAGCGAACCGUGAAGCUGAUGAAAAGACCUCGUUGUGGCAUUGCUGACGUCAUGAAGCCAAGCAAGAGACCCGCUGCUCAACGAACUCGCCCUUUGCCCUUUUACGUACCAGGAUACAAAUGGCAGAAGAACGAUAUAGCCUACAAAGUUGUGGAAUAUACAAGGCAACUAGGAGGGGAAAGCCAGAGACAGGCGUUCCGCAGGGCCUUCCAGAGCUGGGCCAACGUCGUGCCGCUGACGUUCCGCGAGAGCCAGUCUGGUCCCGCAGAAAUCGAGAUCAAGUUCGCUCGCGGUAGCCAUGGUGACGGCAAUGGCAACGCCUUUGAUGGCAGAGGACAAACAUUGGCUCACGCGUUCUUCCCCGGCGACCAGCCUUUGGCCGGAGAUACCCACUUCGAUGAUGACGAGGCGUGGACGAUGGGAGCGGAGGAAGGCAAGACUAACUUGGAGGUGGUGGCCGCCCACGAGUUUGGCCACGCCCUGGGGCUGGGCCACUCCAACGUGCCGCAGGCGUUGAUGGCGCCAUACUACCAGGGCCCCACCUACCAGCUGCACAGUGAUGAUAUUCGCGGCAUUCAGACCCUCUACGGCUCCAGGCCCCAGCCCCCUGUGACCUCCCGACCUCCCGUGACCUCACGGCCGGGAGUGACCACCCGACCUCGAUCGACGCCGCCCCCUGUGGGGAGGUACUGUAACCUCACCUUCGACGCCAUCGCUGCAAAUUCCGACGGCUACUACUAUGCAUUCCGACAGACCAAAGUGUACAAGAUCGGUUCCACUGGCAUUGAGAGUGAGACAGGUAUCCGCUCUGUCUUCCCCAAUGCUCCCCUGGCCCCAGGGGCGGCGGUGUACGACCGUCAUCAAGGGAAAACCUACAUUUUUAAAGGCAACCGUUACUGGCGUUACACUGGUUUCAAGCUGGACACUGGCUACCCCAAGGCGCUACCUGCCGACUUCUCCAACAUCCAGGCCGCCAUGCAGUGGAGCGACGGGGGCAUCUACCUGUUCAAGGACAAUAAGUACAUGCGGUGGGCUGAGGGCUUGCUGCGUGCGUCCAGUGGCUACCCCCGCCCCAUCUCCUCCUACUGGAGAGAUGCACCCACUAAUCCCGAGGCUACCCUUCAGGGCACCGAUGGCAGUUACUACUUCUUCAAGGGCACCAGGUAUUGGAAGUACGACGCACACGCCAGACUUCAAAGCGGGUACCCGAAGGAUAUCCGGGGUGCGUGGCUAUCGUGCGGGGUUAGAACGCCUCGAUAAAUUCAGCAAUCAGUUCUGAAAUGUUCUCUUCGGCAGUCCUGUCUUCCAGCAGUUGCAAGCUGUUACAUUACUCAGCAAGCCCACGAAGCAUGCGUUCAUACUGCCGUCCAUCUACAGCUUUAAACACUUCCCCCCAAAAUGGCGCCAGACAUUUAUUUUUUCACAAAUAACGAGAUUUGCGUUUUGGCAUCUCUGAUGAUCCACAAUCACUAUGAUAAUUAUUAUGACCUAUUGUGCUAUCCUUCCUACAUUUGAUGCAGUUAUUUUGUAUACAAAUUAGAGAGUGAUUGUAGUAUUUACUUCCUGUAAGUAAAAGACGUUUUGUUUUGUAAUACUUUAAAAAUUACAUCAAUCUACUGAAAAAAUAUUUCAUUGUGAUCUUAUGAUUUAAUCAUUUACCAUAUACCUUUGACAUGAAGCACAAAUUUAUGUUCAUGCACAAAUAAAAAUAAUUUUGAUGAUUUU